This is a messenger RNA of Haemorhous mexicanus (house finch), 2890 nucleotides long. Its product is annotated as lanosterol synthase-like. Gene Ontology annotation, biological process: triterpenoid biosynthetic process; cholesterol biosynthetic process. Gene Ontology annotation, molecular function: lanosterol synthase activity. Gene Ontology annotation, cellular component: lipid droplet. The record is from RefSeq and is a predicted model, not a curated record. NCBI's taxonomy places the organism in Eukaryota, Metazoa, Chordata, Aves, Passeriformes, Fringillidae.
UGGAGCAGAAGCAGUGAGAGGCCUUUAGGUGCCACUUCAGGCUCCUGCUCAGCUUCAUCCAGCUCUGCUCAGCUUUUCCAAAAGCAACACGGUGCUCUGCUUUCCCUUUGGAGAACCAGAGCGCAUCCAAAGCCAUGUGCUCCUGGAGGUUUCCACCCUCACUUGAUUCAGAGCUGCCUAUGUGACCUAAUGUCAUGUGAUGGCCCAGACUGAGCUUGCUUUGUCACGGUGGUUUGGGACUUGGUUUUCUGCCUGCCCCAUAGAUCUGUAGGUCUGACUUUAUCCUCACAGCUGGCUUGGGGCCAGACUGGAGUAGUACUGCCCAUGAGGUUGUACCACCCCCCCUCUCUGCUUGUCUGGGCAGUUGCUGAGCAUGAGGAACUCUGAUGGAGGCUUUGCCACUUAUGAAACCAGGCGAGGAGGCCACUUACUGGAGCUGCUGAACCCCUCGCAGGUGUUUGGUGACAUCAUGAUUGACUACACAUACGUGGAAUGCACAUCCGCUGUCAUGCAGGCACUGAGACACUUCCAGAGCCAGUUCCCUGAGCACCAAGCCGUGGAGAUCAGGGAGACUCUGCAGAAGGGCCUGGAUUUCUGUCGCAAGAAGCAGCGAGCGGAUGGGUCCUGGGAAGGGAGCUGGGGGGUUUGUUUUACCUACGGCACCUGGUUUGGUCUGGAGGCGUUUGCCAGCAUGCAGCACACAUACCAGGACGGGACUGUCUGCCAAGAAGUGGCCCAGGCCUGCCAGUUCCUGAUCUCCAAGCAGAUGGCAGAUGGCAGGUGGGGAGGAUUCGAGUCCUGCGAGAAGCACACAUACGUGCAGAGUGCCGAGUCACAGAUCCACAACACCUGUUGGGCCCUGCUGGGGCUCAUGGCUGUCAGGUACCCUGACAUCAGUGUGCUGGAAAGGGGCAUUAAAGUGUUGAUGGAUAAGCAGCUGCCCAACGGGGACUGGCCUCAGGGGAACAUUGCUGGGGUGUUCAACAAGUCGUGUGCCAUCAGUUACACCGUGUACCGCAACAUCUUCCCCAUCUGGACACUGGGGCGGUUCUGCCGGCUGCAUCCCAACAGCCCCCUGGCUGGGCAGCUGCCAGCCAGAGCCAGAGCCAGCCCCUCGGCUGGGGCAGGGCAGGAGGAGCAGGGAGCCCUGUCUACUUGAACCUGCGGCCCUGGACUUGUCUUGGAUCCCGGUGUCUGUGUGGGGCCGUGGCGGUGUGUGUUGCAUGGGACAUCUCCAUGCUGACCUUAGCAUGUUGACUGCUGCCUCUGCCCGGGAAGGGUGCUGUGCCGGUGCUGCAGAGCCUCUGCUUGCUGUUGAACCUCUUCUAAACAUUCCCUUUCUAAGGUUUUUUCCAGGUAUGUUCUCCAUCCCCAGAUGGGGAGUGAAGUGCCUUUUCAGACCAUUUUGAAGAUCAGAUGAAGCUGCCGAGCUGUGUUGUAUUUCACAUUUGGACAGACUCUCAUCCUGGGUCGCAUGGCUGCCUUUAUUGUCACAGUCUGUCUGUCUAUACCAAGAGUGUGGGAUUUGGGGUCUCCCCUGUGCCCACCACUGGGGCUUGGGGGGCACUGCACAAUCCCUGCUGAGCUGACCUCUGUACUGUGGGUGCCAGUGAUGGCCUUUGAGUUACUCACUCUACUCUGGAGCCCGUGCUGGGAGGGGAAGGACACCUGUCCUCCCCCAGAUGUGUAAGAAAAGGAGUGCUUUGCUUAAUUUUCUUAUUGUUCUGUCCCCCAGCUGGUGGCACCUACCUUCCGCAGGUGAAGUCACCACCAGCCCUUGGAGAAGGGGCAGCUGAAGCAGAAAGCUGUGAGGUGGUUGGCAUCAUGGCACAGCCUGAGCCCAGGGCUCCAGGCUUCCCCCAACUCAGACCGUGGUGCCCUGGGACAUUCACAGGUCAUUGUCAGAGCUGGAAGUCAGAUGGGAUAAGAAAUUGCUAAGGGUGAUGCAAGAGGAACUUCACUGUAUUCUCCUUUCUGUCUGCUAGUGUGUGUCCCAGGCAGAGGGGAGCUGGCACAGCAGCCUCAUGUCAUGUGGCUUGGCUUGCCUGUCCCCAGAUGUGUGAGCACCAUAUCCACCAAACCAUGCUGGGAGCCUGUGCCUCCUCUAAAGCAUUUAGCCACAGAAAAAUGUAAUCAAGGAAGCAGCUCACUAAAGGGGAAUGAUCACUUCCCUCAUCCUGCUGCUUACGCUCAUGCAGAUAAGCAAGACAGAAAAACUUAUUUGUUUAAGAAGAUUCAGCUCAGGCUGUCUCAACUCAGCCCUGUUUGCCUUUUCCAAAUUAUGGACCUCUUUAUACCUGUCUGUGAUAUUACUCUGCAUUUAAAUUUCUUCUUGCUGAAACUGAAUUAUUCAAGUGUCACGUGCUGAUGUGUUUUGAGAGGACAUGGCUGUGUGGAUUUCACCUAUUGUUAAAAUCUGCUCCAAGCUGCAAUUUUGGAUUGAGCACAUGCAGAAGAGAUCAAGUAGAUACAGGAUAUAUUCAGUACAAUUCUUGUUUGAUAGAAACUGCUUCUUCCAGGAGUCCUCUGGCACUCUUCCCAGGGAUCUUCUAGAGUGUUUUGAUCUCUGAUUUCAGAGAUGCCAGGUGUCAGUCCUAGACUACUCCCAGGAUGUUAGCUGAGGUGAUUUUUUUUCCUUUGGAGAAACGCUCAGGUUUGGAAUCUAUUCAAGAUUCAUCCCAGGCAUCUGGAGUCUUUUGAUCUAUGGUUUUGGGACCUGACAUCUUGGGUGGCAGCCCCAGACUCUUCCAAGAAAACUUUCUGAGAUUAUUUUUCUGUUUUGGAGGAAAUCUGUUUCUGUUUUUCAGGAGUUGCAGCACAUGAAAAGAGAGAUACAAAUGCAGACUGGUUUAUUACAUGCAAUAAAAAGAGAUCCAAGAUUUAGCCAUGA